UGUCUCUGGCAGGACAUGCAGGGCCCACCCACGUGGACCACGACGUGUGCAGGACGUAUAGGCUCCCUUUUCCUCCAGUGCCCUUCUCUCCCCUUUUUCUUCUGCUUUGGUGCCCUACAACAAAUGUUAAACCCUCACGUUCACCACUCGUCCUGGCCAGUUCUUUGCACGGCGCAGCGAGAGCCUGGAAAGGACUGCGGGUCACUACAACACCAGGUAGGGCCUGAUGUGCAGAGGAAGGAGAAACCCUCCUUCCCGGUCCUCUGGAGCAGCUCAGCGAGACAAAGCAUCUCAUUGCCUGGUCCGAAAAUCGUGAGUCUCGUGAGAGACUCAACAAAGGAGAGCCAGCUGCCCCGGGACUCAGGACAGCAGGAAGCCUCAGGAUGUGGCGAAAGACCCAUGUUCGACCGCAGGACUCAGUACUCCCGGAUCAUCGGGGGGGUGGAGGCCGGGGAGGGUGAGUUCCCGUGGCAGGUGAGUAUUCAAGUCGCAAAUCAGCACAUGUGUGGUGGCGCCAUCCUCAGCUCGUGGUGGAUUCUCACAGCCGCUCACUGCUUAAAUUCCGAGGAAAUAUCCCCCAAAGAGCUGCAUGUUGUAGUGGGGACCAACGACUUAACCAACCCACACCUGGAAAUUAAGCAGGUCACCAGCAUCACCCUGCACACGGGCUACGUGAGAGCCACCAUGGACAACGACAUCGGCUUGCUGCUGCUCGCCUCGCCCAUCAAGUUCAAUGGCCUGAAAGUGCCUGUCUGCCUGCCCCCACAGCCCAUCCCCGUCAGCUGGCAAGAGUGCUGGGUGGCAGGAUGGGGACAGACCAGUUCCACUGAAAAAAACUCCAUGAAAAGCGAUCUGAUGAAGGUGCCCAUGGUCAUCAUGGACUGGAAGGAAUGUUCCAAGCUGUUCUCGAAACUCACCAAGAACAUGCUGUGUGCCGGGUACCAGAACGAGAACUAUGACGCCUGCCAGGGCGACAGUGGGGGGCCUCUCGUUUGUACCACCAGUGAGUCGAGCAGUAAGUGGUACCAGCUGGGCAUUAUCAGCUGGGGCAGGAGCUGUGGGCAAAAGAACGUCCCGGGAAUAUACACCCUCUUGGCCGAGUACGACAGCUGGAUCAAGAACGUGACGCAGCUGGAGGGAAGGCCCUAUAGCCUUGAGGAAAUGCGGGAUCCUCUGAAACAGCCACGACAAAACUCUGGGGCCUCAGCGAGCCCUGUGCCAGGAAGCCCCACAGCCUGGCUCCUGCCCUGCCUUCUGCCUAGUCUAUUGCUCAGAACUGUUUUCAACUGGUAAUAAAACAAGUGCAGUCCCUCACCACAGCCAGCCUAAGUGCCCGGGCAGGGCUCAAUCUUGUGAUUUUCCUGCCUCCCAGAGUGUUGGGAUUACAGGUGUGCACCCCAUACCCAGCUCCCAAAGCUAUUUUGUGUAUUUUGUUGCUCUCGUUGUUCCAGCUCUCAGUUGGCUCCUGUGCCCCUCUGACAUCCCACAUUAGGGUCUUACUAUUUCUUGUUGAGACAAGGUCUCACUAUGUAUCCCAGGCUGGCCCCCAUCUUGUGACCUUCCUGCCUCAGCCUCCUGAAUGAUGACAGCAUGUGCCACCACCAUGCCUGGCUUUCUGCCUUGUUUUGAAUACUUCCCCAUACUCUGGCAUUACAAGAUGUGAAAAGAAGCAGAUUUUUUAUUGUGAGCUGAAAAAAUUCUCAGUGUUAGUUUGGGUCUCAGGCUGCAGCUGGAUGAGUUCUUACUGACACCAAGGGGACCGGCCUCACUGCUGCGUGCCUUUCCCAGGACACUAAACUGCAGACAGGAAAAUCCACUGGAGCCCGGCAGUGGGUGACAGAACAGAUGCGUGAUCGUGCAGCGGCGGGUGUGCGGCCGCCCAGCCCUUCUGCCCUGUAUCCAGACAAUGCUGAACACUUGGGGCAGUGCUCCCAGUCCUGCGGCCACAGAGAGCAGGGGAGGGCUGGCGAGGGCCGGCGAGUUCCCAGCCUCAGGGGUCCAUGCAGUAGAGAUGUUUAGCAGCCAUUU
Messenger RNA from Fukomys damarensis (Damara mole-rat), 2028 nucleotides. It is a transcript of the gene Prss55, whose product is annotated as serine protease 55. Gene Ontology annotation, biological process: proteolysis. The coding region runs from base 16 to 1293 and encodes 425 amino acids. The record is from RefSeq and is a predicted model, not a curated record. The transcript has 8 exons. Lineage: Eukaryota; Metazoa; Chordata; Mammalia; Rodentia; Bathyergidae. Gene Ontology annotation, molecular function: serine-type endopeptidase activity.